CGUGCUCGGCCGCGGAGGAGGCGGCCCGGCAGGGGCAGCGGAGGCGCUGCGCUCGCCUUGGGGAGGCCGAGCGUGCCAAGCUGGCGCCCGGCGGGGCCAUGGUGGCCGGCGCCCGCGGCCUCCUGGCCCUUCUGCUUGUGGUCUCCGCCCCGCUCCGGCUGCAGGCGGGCGAGCUGGGUGAUGGCUGUGGGCACAUAGUGACCUAUCAGGACAGUGGCACAAUAACAUCUAAGAAUUAUCCAGGGACUUACCCCAAUCACACGGUUUGUGAAAAGACCAUCAGAGUACCAAAAGGGAAGAAGCUGAUUCUGAGGUUAGGCGAUCUGGAUAUUGAAUCCCAGACCUGUGCUUCUGACUACCUUCUCUUCACCAGCAAUUCCGAUCAGUAUGGACCAUAUUGUGGAAGUAUGCCUGUUCCCAAGGAACUCCUAUUGAACACGAACGAAGUCACUGUUCGCUUUGAGAGUGGAUCCCACAUUUCGGGGCGGGGAUUUUUGCUGACCUAUGCCAGCAGUGACCAUCCAGAUUUAAUAACGUGCUUGGAACGCGCUAACCAUUAUUUGAAAACAGAAUACAGCAAAUUCUGCCCAGCUGGUUGUCGAGACAUAGCAGGAGACAUUUCUGGGAAUCUGGUGGAUGGAUACAGAGAUACCUCGUUAUUGUGCAAAGCCGCCAUCCAUGCAGGAAUAAUUGCAGAUGAGUUGGGCGGUCAGAUCAGUGUGCUUCAGCACAAAGGGCUAAGUCGCUAUGAAGGAAUCCUGGCCAAUGGUGUGCUCUCAAGAGACGGUUCCCUGUCCGACAAGCGAUUUCUCUUUACCUCCAACGGUUGCAGCAGAUCAUUGAGUUUGGAACCUGACACACAGAUCAGAGCUUCUUGGCAGUGGGUCAGUGAGAUGGGAGAACAAGUUCACUGGUCUCCUGGCCAAGCCCAAGUUCAGGGCCAAGAUCUGUCAUGGGCUUCGGGGGACAGUGGCAAGAACCGUAAACAGCGCGAGUGGCUGGAGACCGAUUUGGGAGAGAAAAAGAAAAUAACGGGAAUUAUGACCACAGGAUCCACACAGUCAAAUUUCAACUUCUAUGUUAAGAGUUUCGUGAUGAAGUUCAAAAACAGCAACUCCAAGUGGAGGACCUAUAAAGGAAUUGCGAGUAAUAAAGAAAAGGUGUUUCAGGGCAACUCUAAUUUUCGGGAUCCAGUGAGGAAUAAUUUCAUCCCUCCCAUCGUGGCCAGAUACGUGCGGGUUGUCCCCCAGACGUGGCACCAGAGGAUAGCUUUGAAAGUGGAGCUCUUUGGCUGCCAGGUCACACAAGGUAAUGAGUCAUUGGUGUUGCGUAAAACAAGUCCAAAUACUGUCAGUUCCACUGAAAGAGAAGAUGAGACGAUCACAGAAUCCGUCCCCUCUCCGGAAAUGCCCACAGGAAUAAACAUCACAGCUGUUGCUAUUCCGCUGGUGCUCCUUGCCGUGCUGCUUGCUGGAAUGGGAAUCUUUGCAGCCCUCAGAAAGAGGAAGAAGAAAGGAAAUCCAUAUGGAUCAGCUAAGGCCCAGAAAACAGACUGUUGGAAGCAGAUCAAAUAUCCCUUUGCCAGACAUCAGUCCGCUGAGUUCACCAUCAGCUAUGAUAAUGAAAAGGAAAUGACGCAAAAGUUAGAUCUCAUCACAAGUGAUAUGGCAGAUUACCAGCCGCCGCUCAUGAUUGGCACCGGGACCGUGACCAGGAAGGGCUCCACCUUCCGCCCGAUGGACACCGAGGCGGACGAGGCGGCUCCGAGCGCCGAGGCCGGCAGCCACUACGACUGCCCCCUGCCGACCGGCCGCCACGAGUACGCCCUACCCUUGACCCACCCCGAGCCCGAGUACGCCACGCCUAUCGUGGAGCGGCACGCGGCGCGGGCGCACGCCUUCUCGGCGCAGAGCGGCUACCGCGCGCCGGGACCCGGGCCGGCGCACGCGCAAACACACGCGCACGCGCACGCGCUCCCGGCCGGCGGCGCGUCGUACCAGACGCCGCCGCGCCCCGCGCCCGCAGCCGGGCGCCGGGGCUACGAUCAGCCCAUAGCCGGCGGCCCGGCCGCGGAGCGCGCCCACCCCGACUACCAGGAGCCGCGGGCGGAGCCGGCCGCCAGCACCGCCUACGCGGCCCCCCGAGACUGCCUCCAACCCCUCAGCCCCACAGCCAUGACCGCUCUCUUGUGAGCACACUGUGAAAGCAACCUGCUGCGGUACCGAGCGGCGGGCUGUGUGCGGCCCUGGAGGACGGGAGAUGGGGUCAAGUGUGCGUGUGUGUGCGCGCGUGUGCGUGUGUGUGCGCGUGGGUGUGCCUGAGACUUCAUAGGAUCCUGCGGUGGAGUCCUAGGGACCACCUCACCUACUGUUUACAAAGUAGUGCAUCUGGUUUUGUUCUGACCCGUAGGGCAAGAGUCUGUUGGGUUUUGUUGGGCUAGGAAAAUGAAAAUUCUCAGAGGGCAUUUUCAUUUCUCUAACUGUGAUAUUGAGCUGCUUUGGUAUAAAAUGUGCAAUCUGUACAGAGUUAUAUUUAACAUGAAUUAAAGUAACUUAAGUUCGCUUUAUCAGAUUUUACUUCUGCACAGAGGCUAAGUGGGAGAAUGCAGCAAAAACGUGUAUAAUAGUAUGUUCACUCUUUAAGUCUAUUUUAUCUGAUACUGUGUUCGCAGCAGGUCUGUUUAAACGUAAUCUUGUUAUUGUGGCUCAUUUCCUUUCCUUUGAUAACUAGAACUAAAGCAUUGCUAACAUUCUUCUGGAAGGAAUGAAAUUACUUGAAGCAUGAGAAACACACCAGGGUGGUUGUUAGCAAUUAUGACUGUAGAUUAAAACAAAACACAGUACCACACAACCACCUCAGCAGCUGCCUGUUCCUGACUCCACUUGGGAUGGGGGGUGCGGUGGCCCGUCAGGGCGCCCGCCAGCAGGAGGUUCCUGCGGGCCGCAGGGGGCCUCCCUGCCUGAGGGGCCUUCAUCCCACUUUGCUUCCUCCUCACCUCAGGCCCAGCGGACACUGUAUGGCUUUCCCAGGCAAAUCCACCUUUUCAAACUGUCUGCCAAGCCAAGUGCUGAGACGUAGCAACCAAAACUGCUCUCCCAACAAACUGAAUGAAGGUGGCCCAGUGAUUACAGUCUGAAUUACUGUGUCAGAUGCUUUUGUACCUAAUUAAAAAUAUUGCUGAGGUCAGACGCCCACACUUUGCAUGACUUUCUUCAGAAAAUAACACAUUGUGACUAUGAAUGACGCAAAGUUAUUUGAGGUGUGUUCUUACAAAAGGGACCGAGGCCAAAUCUACAUAAAGCUUUUUUCUACUGAGAUGGUUGGGAACUGAUUUUGUUUCUUACAAAAUCAGCGUUGUCUCUAAUUCCAGAUUAGCCCAGACCUCAGCUGUACCUCAUGUUCAGCUUUUUACCUGUUUGCUUUGAGUUCACUGUGGACGAUUUGCCUUCUUUUGCCAGAGGAAAGUGUGUGUUUGUUUGACAAAAAAUGUGGACCAAAAAAAUCCUUUACCUAAAAAAUGUAUUAUGAUUCUGUUUGUAGAACUAUGACUUUCUGUGAAAUUAAAUAUUAAAGUAGGGUGCUGGAAGUUGACAGCAGACUUUUUGGGUAUUUUAGAGGAUAAACCGUUUACUUUGUGGAGUUUACAUGGUUUUAUAUGCAUACUAAUUGUAAUAAUAAACUAUGCCAAAUCACAGUG
Messenger RNA from Zalophus californianus (California sea lion), 3697 nucleotides. It is a transcript of the gene DCBLD1, whose product is annotated as discoidin, CUB and LCCL domain containing 1. The transcript has 15 exons. The record is from RefSeq and is a predicted model, not a curated record. Bases 99 to 2192 code for a protein of 697 amino acids. NCBI's taxonomy places the organism in Eukaryota, Metazoa, Chordata, Mammalia, Carnivora, Otariidae.